Molecule: messenger RNA, 908 nt
Organism: Mixia osmundae IAM 14324
Lineage: Eukaryota; Fungi; Basidiomycota; Mixiomycetes; Mixiales; Mixiaceae
Exons: 6
Coding region: 67-834 (255 amino acids)
Cellular component (GO): proteasome core complex
Source: RefSeq, a predicted model, not a curated record
AGUGACGCGGCUUGCUUUGCUGACCCGGCUCGCCAAUCAACGACUGUGCCUUUGACUCCCUACAAGAUGUUCGCAGCGCCAUCUUCACUGCCCGGACAGACCUGGGCAGAGGCUGGACCGUCUCAUGCUCACACAGACGCGAUACAACGUACUCAACAGCCCAUCGUGACAGGUACAUCCGUCCUGGGUGUCAAGUUCGAUGGCGGUGUCAUCCUGGCGGCCGAUACAUUGGCGUCAUAUGGCUCACUCGCUCGAUUCGACGAUGUGCAGCGACUUCAUCCUGUCGGCCCGCACACUUGCAUAGCAGCGGGCGGCGACAUGUCGGACUUCCAACAGCUACAGCAUAUGCUCGAUGGACUCAUGCGAGAGGAGCGGCUGCAAGAUGAUGGUUCGACCUUGACGACUGCCCAGAUCUACGAGUGGCUCAGCAGGGUCAUGUACGGCCGUCGAUCAAAGUUUGAUCCUCUCUGGAACUCCCUCCUUGUCGCUGGCAUCGAAAACGAUCAGCCAUUCCUGGGUUACGUAGACCUGCUCGGAACGACGUACAGCUCACCGACACUAGCGACUGGCUAUGGCGCCUACAUUGCUCAGCCGCUCCUGAGGAAAGCUUACGAAGACAAGCAUGCGGCUGGCCAGAAGCUCACCAAGGACGACGCAGAGGCACUCUUGCGAAAGUGCAUGAAGGUCCUCUUCUAUCGAGACGCGCGCAGUCUCAACAAGUAUCAAUUCGCAGUCAUCACCAAAGAGGGUGUCGAGAUUUCAAAGCCAAUGUCCUCAGAUACCGAAUGGGCCUUUGCCGAGCGCCUGAGAGGCUACGGUGCACAAGUCGAAUGAGCGUUGUAUGUGCCAAUUGCAUACGACGCAUUCAGCUGCCGAGUGUAGACUGGCUUGCAAUCAUGUGGCUAGAC